AUGGCUUCUACAUUCGAUAUCACAAAAGAGUUCCAAGCAGAUCUCACGCUUGUCGACAUCACAAACGAGCGUACAAAUGAAGUGAUUCUCGAUGCACUUACCCAAUAUGUUCCUGUCACCUCAGAAAAGAAUGUCUGGGCCUAUUGGCAUGCCGGCGUCAAGGCCAUGCCCCAGUGGUGCCAGCACAAUGUUAUUGACUGGGUGCGCAUUCUUGGUUCCGAAUGGACCGUACGCGUUCUAGAUACAGUUCCUGGCUCGCCGAACCAUGUUCUUAACUUUGUCUCUGCUGAUCUUCUUCCGGAGACUUUUAUCAAGGGAACCAUGAAUGGCCUUUACACAGGACAGCAUUCAGCAGACUUUAUUCGUGGUGCUUUGCUCUACACUCAUGGCGGAGUGAAUAUGGAUGUGGGCUGCAUCUUAAUCAGACACCUGGAUCGAAUUUGUUGGGAUGAGCUUGAGGAUCCACAUUCACCUUACCAAGUUGCUGUGCCAAUAAUGUUUGGCCAAACCAUAGCAAACCAUUUUGUGGCAGCUCGUAGGGGUGAUCCGUUUAUCCAACGGUGGCAUCAGCUAUUCACACACAUUUGGAGAGGCCGCAAUAGCCAUGAGGGCAUCUCAGAUGACCCCCUCAUUGCAUUUUCAAAGGACAUUGGAUUUGAGCGGGCUUCUGAAGCCAACUUCACCUGGGACUUCAAAGUCUCCCCCUUGACUCUCAUGGAAUAUAUUGCUCAAGUUGUCUGCUGGCAACGGCUCUGUAUGCUUGAAGACGCUGGGGAUGGUAUUAGUUGCUCUGACUACUGGCAAAAGCAUAUCCUCUGCUGGGACGUCCAAGCUGAAAACUGGGGUGGUGAGAUGACUGUUGGGUUCGAUAGGGCGGGUCAGAAGAUGUACGACUUGCUAUCACUGAAGCGUGAUAUCGACCCAGAGUCUGAAGCGUAUAAAAAGGCAUCUGAGUUGGUGUGGCGACUCUUGACCAAAUCCAGCAUGCAAAAGAUUACUCAUGGCAAGAACUUGACCCAUUCCGUGCAUCUUGGGACUCUGUGGGAUGAGAACCCGGGCAAAGACUGCGAAGAAGGGACGUUUGGAGAAUUGCUGAGGUAUGGAACUGUGAGGUUUAGGCAGACAAGGGAGACUAUUGUGCGCAAGGAGGCAACUAAAGCGAAGGUUUUGCUUAAGAAGGGUGUUCUUGAGCCGUGA
Molecule: messenger RNA, 1197 nt
Organism: Trichoderma breve
Lineage: Eukaryota; Fungi; Ascomycota; Sordariomycetes; Hypocreales; Hypocreaceae
Product: capsular polysaccharide synthesis protein domain-containing protein
Exons: 2
Coding region: 1-1197 (398 amino acids)
Molecular function (GO): glycosyltransferase activity
Source: RefSeq, a predicted model, not a curated record